Molecule: messenger RNA, 552 nt
Organism: Canariomyces notabilis
Lineage: Eukaryota; Fungi; Ascomycota; Sordariomycetes; Sordariales; Chaetomiaceae
Exons: 1
Coding region: 1-552 (183 amino acids)
Source: RefSeq, a predicted model, not a curated record
AUGGCUAACGCUCAGACACCGGCCCAACCGGAGCAAGAGCAUCUCGAUACUAGCAAGCUGCAGGCGCUGGCAGAAGCAGCAUGCGAAGCCCCUCGACUUCCCGAGGCCCAGGCAGACGGCUUGCUGCUUCUGCUGCAGGCGGCCAAGAUGAUAGAGAAUGAUCAUGAGGCAGAACAGCUGGCGAAGGACUUCGAGGAGCUUGAGCUGCGCGCAAAGGACGCUCCAGGAAAUUGCGACAAGGAACGGACCGCACUGGCAGAACAGCUGGCGAAAGACUUCGAGAAGCUUAAGCUGCGGGCAAAGGAAACUCUAGGAAAUUGCGACAAGAAAUGGAUCGCAGAACAGCUCGCGAAAGACUUCGAGAAGCUUAUGCUACGGUCAAAGAAAAUCUCGAAGUCUGGCCGAGCCAAGGGCAGGAGACUGUCUGCUCGUUCUCCUAAGUCCAGGGUGACUUCUCGAUCCCCUCCUGAUCCGGGGACCACUCCCGCGGCAGAGCAAACUGGGAACCCCGAUGAUGUGUAUGAUGCUGACGAUGAGAUGGUGACAGGAUGA